Molecule: messenger RNA, 2499 nt
Organism: Oncorhynchus mykiss (rainbow trout)
Lineage: Eukaryota; Metazoa; Chordata; Actinopteri; Salmoniformes; Salmonidae
Product: Kv channel-interacting protein 4
Biological process (GO): regulation of potassium ion transmembrane transport
Cellular component (GO): voltage-gated potassium channel complex
Molecular function (GO): calcium ion binding; potassium channel regulator activity
Source: RefSeq, a predicted model, not a curated record
GGUGGAGAGAUACUACACAGACAAAGUAAGAGGUGGAGAGCUACUGUACAGACAUAGCUAGAGAGAGGGGUGGAGAGAGAAUAACCUCAGUUGUAAACGAGAAGCUUCAGUGAGGAGGACAAAGAGGAAAGAGACACUGCAGAGAAAAAGAGAGAGGGCAAUAAAUACAGAGUAGCCCUGUGGGGACCAAGAGGUAAACUGACCCUGACAGAGCGCUCGCUGCGCUGCCAGCCCCCGGAGGCACCAGAGGAGCCCUGAGAGAUUUGUCACAUUAAGAAGAGCCCCCCAGUGCUCUCCACACACACAUGAGCCUACCGCGGCCGCCUCUCUCUCUCUCUCUCUCACACACGCACACACCAGACCACAAGCCGGGGAACGUAGCCGGACAGAGGAGUGGAGUGGACUGGAUGACAAGAGGAGAGGAAAGUCACUGUUUCACUCAAAAGCCUAGAGGGAGGACCAAGAGGAUUACACCCUGAAAAGGAGUCUCCAUUCCCCUCGUGCCGCUCACCCCUGACCCCCGAAGCAAUCAUGAGCAGCUGCAGGAAGAGGUGCAAGAGGGAAAUGUUUAAAUUUGCCCAGUACCUGUACAGACUCGUCACGGGCACGCUCCAUGCAGACAGCGUGGAGGAUGAGUUGGAGCUUUCAGCCGUCCGCCAUCGACCCGAGGGCCUGGAGCAACUGGAGGCCCUGACCCGCUUCAACCGCAAGGAGCUGCAGAUCCUGUACCGAGGCUUCAAGAACGAGUGCCCUAGCGGCGUGGUCAAUGAAGACACCUUCAAAGUCAUCUACUCCCAGUUCUUCCCACAGGGAGACGCGUCGAUGUAUGCACAUUUUCUGUUCAACGCGUUUGACACGGAUAAAGAUGGAUCUGUGAGUUUUGAGGACUUUGUUAUGGGCCUCUCUAUCCUCCUCCGAGGCUCAGUCCAGGAGAAGCUCAACUGGGCGUUCAAUCUGUAUGAUAUUAAUAAGGACGGACAUAUUACUAAAGAGGAAAUGCUUGACAUCAUGAAGGCCAUCUAUGACAUGAUGGGGAAAUGCACAUAUCCCCUACUCAAAGACGAUACCCCUCGACAACAUGUGGAGAUAUUUUUUCAGAAGAUGGAUAAAAAUAAGGAUGGUGUUGUAACCAUAGACGAGUUUAUUGACUGCUGCCAAAAUGAUGAGAACAUCAUGAGGUCGAUGCAGCUCUUUGAAAACGUAAUUUAACUCGUGGCUGACCUGGAGAGCUCUGGACUCGACUAUCAACAGACACCAACGAACAACCAGCAUACAGCGCAAUGGACCACACAAAUCAUACAUGUAAUGGUAUGAAACAUUCUGGAAUAACUGUAAAAAAAAAAAAGAAAAAAGAAUUGAUCUUUACAAUCUUUCCUUUCCAAUUUGAGUUUUGUGGUUUGAUUAAGUAGAUUGAACUCUUCAAAUCUCCUGUGUACAAAGACACAUAUAUCUUAACAGCUGUGCUGCAGUCACCAUUUACAGUAUCUGCAGUACAGGAAUCCAGCAAACUGGGUCAUCACUGUUUCACACAGACACAAAAUAAUGAACCCCGCCUAUUUCUAAGAUGUAUCUUCUUAAAAUUGUAUUCCAAACCUUAACCCUGAUUUUAUACCAAACCUUAAAUUAAAACCAAAAUGCAAAUUUUUGUUUUCAUUAAUUUUUACGAUAUUGCCAAUUUUGCAUUUGUGCCUGUGUUAUCUAGUGGAAACCAGCAAAAUUUGUUAUCUUAUGCCACUGCCUUUAAACAGAUGGACAACAAUGAGCCUGAAAGGUGAAAGUUUGUAUGAUGAAUAGUGACAUAACUGUAUGCUGAAAUCAGGCUCAGAAUUCCAGAAUGUUCCUAACCACUGAGGUUUUUCAGCCACCACGGUCCAUCCUUUGCUCUCCCAGCACCCAAGUAAAAUAGACUUAACAUUGUACCAUUUAAAAAAAAAAGUGUAUAUACUCUAAGAAUCUAUGUGGAACUUUCAACUUUGUUCAUGCUUACUUGCCAACUAAAAUGAGACGAUGCACUCCACGUUGAACGGUGAAAAGUAUCAUUAGAAGCACACAGGUAGCUGUUACUUACAUUGAGUGUGUGAUUAGGAGAAACAAUUAUCUUGCCACAAGAUUAUGCUGCUUUUAAAUGUACUGUAUUUUAUUUGUCCGUACAUGUCUGUAUUCCCCAUGUGUCCUGUUGACUUGUUUUCAUUCAUGUUUCAAAUAACAAUUUUGCAGGUUACACUGGUAUGUUGGAUUUUGAAUUAUAUAGAUAUGGUAGAUAUGCUAGUCAAUGUACAAAGGGAUAGUCAGGUGGACAGUAUUAAGCAGAAGCUCACUCUUGGGGGGAAUUGAAUAUUUUGAAUAUGCAAGUUUAUCACUGUCCUUUGCAGAGGGUCACUGGGGUGAAGCUAUAGAAGCAAAUUGGAAUCUGUCAUACUUUGGUUUUGAGAGGUAGAUCAGAAACAACCCCUAUCCCCAACUAUCUAGACAAUAAAAAAUGUAAAAAUAAAAAAAACA